Messenger RNA from Sodiomyces alkalinus F11, 4089 nucleotides. RefSeq names its product KH domain-containing protein. Gene Ontology annotation, cellular component: cytoplasm; nucleus. The transcript is spliced from 5 exons. Gene Ontology annotation, biological process: nuclear division. Lineage: Eukaryota; Fungi; Ascomycota; Sordariomycetes; Glomerellales; Plectosphaerellaceae. Bases 190 to 4044 code for a protein of 1284 amino acids. Gene Ontology annotation, molecular function: mRNA binding. The record is from RefSeq and is a predicted model, not a curated record.
AGAACCUUCCUCCAAGCGCAAUUCCUUUCUCAAUCCAUCGCCAUUCGGAACUCAGACCAGAAAGAAAGCUUCCGUUUCUUUUCUUACGCCUCAAUUCACUUCGUCAGGUCCCGCCGUUUUUCCUUUCCAGGCCUCGACCAAGUAGCCUGAAAAUACUCUUCAAAAGACAUUGGCCCUUUUAAUUUCGACAUGGCGUCUUCCGCAAACAACACCAAUGGUUCUGAGCUUUCCGCUGCUCAGCGACUGCUCCAGACGCACGCCGAAGCUCCCCACCAUGUGACAGUGGAGGAGGUACCGGACGAAGACCUCUCCACCACCAGCUUCCAUGGCGGCAGCUCCCAGACUCCGUCUUCGGAAGAGAUUGUCUCCGCUAAGGCUGCUGGAAAGCAAAAGGAGAGCCAGGCUCCCACGCGGGCUCUGGACACGCAGUCCCACGAGCUCUUCCCCGAGCUCGGUGCUUCAAAACCCAAGGGUGGUGCCAACGUGGCCCCUGUUUGGGGUGCGAAAAGCAAUUCCUCCGCUCCGGCAAACGGAAUCUCUCGAUCCUCGACCCCGGGGUCGGGCGUCGCAACGCCCACGGGGGGUGUCCCUUCCAUGGUCAUUCCCGGCCGCAAUGUCGAAACCGUGGUCCUGGAACCCCAGUACGUUUUGCCACGCACCGAGCUGCGCCGGCCGAUCCCCGAUAUCAUCAAGGAGAUCAACCGCAAGUCGCGCGCCAACAUUACCAUGUCGACGUCGGGCAAUGGUCGUCUCAAGUUUGACGCCACUGGCCAGCAAGACGUUGCUCAACAAGCUUUGAAGGAUCUUGUCGAGCAAAUCGGCACCAAGACGACCAUUCGCGUUCCCAUUCCUCAGGUCGCACGAGCACAUAUUAUCGGCAAACAAGGUUCGACGAUCAAGGCACUCCAGGAGAAGUCGGGCGCCCGCAUCAAGCUGCCCAAGGCCGAGGAGCUCGGUGCGGCGCAGGAUGACGACGAUGAUGCCACAAUUGAUGUCCUUGUCGAAGGCAAUGCUCUGUCGGCGGCUUCGGCCCGAAACGAAAUCCUGAAGAUUGCCGGAGAGCGUGCUGCCAACAUCAACGUUAAGCUGCGCGACGUCCCCGCUCAGUUCUAUCCCUUUUUGGUGGGCCCAGACAGGAGCGGCAUUGGAGGGCUCGAGAAAGAGGGUGUCCACAUCCGCGUCCCUCCUUAUCAGGUAUGGGCGUCCGAGCCCCUUCCUGAGGUUCCGCCAUCCGGGGACCGCCCACAGUUUUCCCCUGCGGCCCAGGAGAACCUCAUUCACCUCGCCGGACAGCGCGAGGCGGUUCAUGCUGCGCGUGCCGAGAUUCAGCGCCGGGUCGCGGAGCUGAGGGACCAGCUAUUGAUGCAGCAGUUCGCCAUCCAGCCCGGCCGCCAUCAGUUCAUUAUCGGCUCCCGUGGCGUCUCGCCCGACGAGUUCUUUUCUCAGACCGGCUGCACCAUCUUCUUGCCCACGGAUGAUGACAGCGACAUGAUCACCGUCAUCGGCCCCAAGCAGCGAAUCGAGCAGGGCAUGGAGCAUGCCAUGGAGCUUGCCAUGAACAUGCAGAGCUCCCAGGUCGACAUCUCCCGUUUCCACAGGAAUGCACCUGACGGUGCCAGGAUGCAUGCUCGUCAUAUCACCCGCUUCCUUCGCCAGCGCGACAUCAUUUCCGAGUUGGAGCGUGCGCACAACACUCACAUCACCACGCCUCGUAACCCCGACGGCACUGCUAUGCCCUGGGAAGUGUACGCUCGAGACGGUAAGAAUGCCAUUAAAGCGCAGUCUGCCAUCUCAGGUGUCAUCCAUGCCCUGCCGCCCUCCAGGAUCACGACGGUGCCGGUGGAUCCGUUCUUCCAUGCUUACCUCCGCAAAGAGGUGAGCCCACGGAUGACGCAGUCCCAUGGCGUUCACGUCGUACUUCCUGGAGCCGAAGAUGCUGGCGCUCCUGUCCUUCUGGUCUUCGAGGGCCCUUCUGCUGCGGAGCCCCAGCAUCAAAUCAAGACUGGGGCUCCCAGCCGAGAGGAGGAGGAGACGUUCAGGAAGAGCCUAGAGGACGCCAGGACGCAUAUUUUGGACAUUAUCAACAAGCAGGAGAGCAUCGUCUCCACUUCCAUCGACGUUCCCCAGAUCUUCCACGAGCGCCUGCGACGAUUCAUCAAGAAGGAACAGGAAAAACGGUCUGCGGACCAGAUUCCAAUCAGAGUCUCUUCGGCCAAGACGAUCGUCACUCUCCGGGGGCCCGCUUCGGCUGUCGAGUCACUUGAGAACAAGAUUGCCGCUUUUGUAGCGCAAGAAAUCGAAGACGAGAAAGAACGCGGCCUUGUCACGACGUUCGACUUCCCGCAGAAGUUUGCCAAUCACCUGAUCGGUAAGAACGGCAGCCAUAUCGGCGAGCUUCGCGAGAGGUUCGACGUCGAGAUUCAGGUACAUGACGGCAAGGUCGAGCUCAAGGGACCGAAGGCCAAGGCCGAAGCCGCCAAGAGUCACAUCAACUCGCUGGCUCGUACUUGGGCCGAUGAGACCACGCACAUUUUCAAGGUCGAGCCCAAAUUCCACAGGGAGCUCAUUGGUGUCGGCGGCAGUCUCAUCAACCGUCUCCAGAACAAGUACAAGGUUCACAUCUUCUUCCCCAAGCCUGCUAAGAGCGGCAAAGAUGACGAGUCCAACGCCGACACGGCGAGCGACGCUGGCAAACCGCGGCGGCAGCAAGCCCCUGAUGAGGUUAUUGUCCGCGGGCCUAAGAAGGGCGCCGAUGAGGCCCGCGAUGAGAUCUUGUCACUGGUCCAGUACUACAGGGACAACUCGUUCACGGCCACUGUCACCGUCCAACAGAAACAGGUCCCUUCCCUUAUCGGCCAGGGAGGUGCCGCUCUUGAUGAGUUGCGCCAGUCCACCGGAGCCAAGAUUGACAUUCCCGGUACUCGGGACACAGAGACGAUUGAUAUCCAAAUCAAGGGAGGCAAGGCCGAAGUGGCCGCGGCGAAGAAGGCUCUCGAAGAGAAGAAGGCAAUUUUCGAGGACACCGUUGUCAAGACGAUUGAAGUCGACAAGAAGUUCCACAAGGACUUGAUCGGUCCGGGAGGCGCCAUUCUCCGGGACAUUGUCGUCAACGCUGGUGGGUCAGGCGACCGCCGUGAACUCGCUCGCACCAUCCAGUUCCCGAAGCAGGAUGCCGACGGCAAUGCUAUCAAGAUCGAAGGCCGCUCCCAAGUCGUCGAUAAGAUCUGCGCCAGAAUCCAGGAAAUCGUAGCGGAACGGCAAAGCCAGGUCACCGAGAUUCUGGAUGUGCCCAUCGAGAAGCACAGGAGCCUGAUCGGCCGUGGCGGAGAAACGAAGCGACAGCUGGAGGCGCAGCUGGGCGUCUCCAUUGACAUCCCGCGUCAGGGUGACGGUAAGACGGGCAUCAAGCUCACCGGUGUCCCCGAUAAGCUGGCCAAGGCCAAGGAGCACAUCUCGUCCCUGGUCAAGGAGCAGGAGGGCGAGACAAUAAUGGUGCCCCGGAACCUGCACCACGCUGUCUCCAACAACGGCCAGAUCUUCCGCCAGCUCCGCAACAACCACCAGGUGACCGUUAGCCACGACGGCCACUCGGUGCCGCCCAAGUCCACGGCCACCCGUGCCAACGGGGGCUCUCUUCCGCUCAUCACCGACGACGAAGCGACCACGGCCGAGGCCCAUUCGUGGAAGGUGGAGAGCCUGGCCUCUACCGAAGAUGGCGACAUCCCCUGGGUGCUCCGCGGGUCUCCCGAGAACGUGGAGAAGGCCAAGGCGGCCAUUGCGAACGCCCUCUCUCAGGCUCGUAAGAACACCACGAUCGGACUCCUCGUGCUGCCGGACCCCACGACCUACCGCUACGUCAUUGGCCAAGGCGGCAGCAAGGUCAACUCGAUCCGUAAGCAGACGGGCUGCAAGAUCAAUGUGCCUCGCAACGACGCCAAGGAGGACGCCAUUGAGAUUACGGGUAGCCCCGAAGGGGUGGAGAAGGCCAAAGACCUGAUCUUGGAGGCGGUUCGGGAAGGCAUUAGCUCCCGCUCUCGGGACUAAGCAGACAAGAGCCUGAAUGACCCGACAAAUGUUCAUUGGUCUGUC